This is a messenger RNA of Phodopus roborovskii (desert hamster), 6558 nucleotides long. RefSeq names its product midline 2 (gene Mid2). The coding region runs from base 546 to 2663 and encodes 705 amino acids. The transcript is spliced from 10 exons. The record is from RefSeq and is a predicted model, not a curated record. NCBI's taxonomy places the organism in Eukaryota, Metazoa, Chordata, Mammalia, Rodentia, Cricetidae. Gene Ontology annotation, molecular function: protein binding; zinc ion binding.
UGUAAGCGCGCCUCCAGAGGAGGGGCUCGGGGAGCUGGGAGUGGCGGCGGCGGAGGAAGGUGAGCCUAGGAAGGUGGCCCGGUGCCCCUUCUGCCCGGGCCCCUCCCAGUGCUCCCUUGGGGGUGUCAGCUUCGGCUCCGCUUGCCCCCACUCCACCCUCCUUUCGAAGGGAUUGCCUUUUUUUUUUUUCUCCUCUGCGGCGGCGGAAAUGACAGUGUGGUGCUGCGGUGGUGUCAUGGUGCUGCCUCUGGACUGAGAGGCGAAAACUCUCAAGUUUCGCCCGGGAGACCCAGACGCGGGAACGUCGCGGUCUCCGUGCUGUCCCCCGUGGGGCGCGCGGGCUGGCGGAUCCCGGCUGUUGCGCGGCGGUGGCGGCGGCGGCCGCGGCGGCGAAGGCAGGCGGCGGCCUAGAGUGGUGGUGGCGGCGGCGGCAGCGACAGCGGCCCGGGAGCUCGCACGGGAGCCCAAGCCAGCUUGCUGCGGAGGCCGGCGAGCAGCCGACGCUCCCAGGCGCGUGUAGGACAUGGCUGGCACCCGGGAACAAUAUGGGUGAAAGCCCAGCCUCUGCGGUUCUUAAUGCCUCAGCAGGAUUAUUUUCACUAAAGAUGGAAACACUGGAGUCUGAAUUGACCUGUCCAAUCUGCCUCGAGUUGUUUGAAGACCCCCUUCUGCUCCCUUGUGCUCAUAGCCUGUGUUUCAGCUGUGCCCAUCGCAUCUUGGUCUCGAGCUGCAGCUCCGGUGAAUCCAUUGAACCCAUUACUGCUUUUCAGUGUCCUACAUGCAGGUAUGUUAUCUCGCUGAAUCACCGGGGCCUGGAUGGCCUCAAGAGGAAUGUGACCCUGCAGAACAUUAUUGAUCGCUUCCAGAAGGCUUCAGUCAGUGGGUCCAAUUCUCCAAGUGAGAGCCGUCGGGAGAGGACUUACAGGCCAAGCUCCGCCAUGUCUAGUGAGCGAAUUGCUUGCCAAUUCUGUGAGCAGGACCCUCCAAGAGAUGCUGUGAAGACGUGUAUCACCUGUGAGGUCUCCUACUGUGACCGUUGCCUUCGGGCCACACACCCCAACAAGAAACCUUUCACCAGCCAUCGCCUGGUGGAACCAGUUUCGGAUAUGAAUCUUCGAGGGAUUACCUGCCUGGACCAUGAGAAUGAGAAAGUGAACAUGUACUGUGUAUCUGAUGACCAAUUGAUCUGUGCCUUAUGCAAACUGGUGGGUCGUCACCGAGACCAUCAGGUCGCUUCCCUGAAUGAUCGAUUUGAGAAGCUAAAGAAAACUCUGGAGAUGAACCUCACCAACCUGGUUAAACGCAACAGCGAACUAGAAAAUCAAAUGGCCAAACUAAUACAGAUCUGCCAGCAAGUUGAGGUGAAUACUGCUAUGCAUGAGGCAAAACUUAUGGAAGAAUGUGAUGAGCUGGUAGAGAUCAUUCAACAGAGGAAGCAAAUGAUUGCUGUCAAAAUCAAAGAGACAAAGGUUAUGAAACUGAGAAAAUUGGCACAGCAGGUUGCUAAUUGCCGCCAGUGUCUUGAACGGUCAACAGUCCUCAUCAACCAAGCUGAGAAUAUCCUGAAAGAAAAUGACCAAGCACGGUUUCUUCAAUCGGCAAGAAAUAUCGCUGAGAGGGUCGCUAUGGCAACUGCAUCUUCUCAAGUUCUGAUUCCAGACAUCAAUUUUAAUGAUGCCUUUGAAAAUUUUGCUUUAGAUUUUUCUAAAGAAAAGAAACUAUUGGAGGGGCUAGACUAUUUAACAGCCCCCAAUCCACCAUCUAUCCGAGAAGAACUCUGUACUGCCUCCGAUGACACCAUUACAGUGCACUGGAUCUCAGACGAUGAGUUCAGCAUCAGCUCCUAUGAGCUUCAGUACACCAUAUUCACUGGCCAGGCUAACUUCAUCAGCCUGUACAACUCAGUGGAUAGCUGGAUGAUUGUGCCCAACAUUAAACAGAACCAUUACACAGUUCACGGACUCCAGAGUGGCACACGCUACAUCUUUAUUGUGAAAGCCAUAAAUCAAGCUGGCAGCCGGAGCAGCGAACCCACCAGACUAAAAACAAACAGCCAACCCUUUAAACUAGAUCCCAAAAUGACUCACAAGAAGUUGAAGAUCUCCAAUGAUGGGUUGCAGAUGGAGAAGGAUGAAAGCUCUUUGAAGAAAAGCCAUACCCCAGAGAGAUUUAGUGGAACUGGGUGUUAUGGGGCAGCAGGAAAUAUAUUCAUUGACAGUGGCUGCCACUACUGGGAGGUGGUCAUGGGUUCUUCAACAUGGUACGCAAUUGGUAUUGCCUACAAAUCAGCUCCAAAGAAUGAGUGGAUUGGCAAGAAUGCCUCUUCCUGGGUCUUCUCUCGAUGCAAUAGUAACUUCGUGGUGAGACAUAACAACAAGGAAAUGCUGGUGGAUGUGCCCCCACAGCUGAAGCGUCUAGGUGUCCUCUUGGAUUAUGACAACAACAUGCUAUCUUUCUAUGACCCAGUUAACUCUCUCCAUCUCCAUACUUUUGAUGUGACUUUCAUUCUUCCAGUUUGUCCAACAUUCACAAUCUGGAACAAAUCCCUAAUGAUCAUGUCUGGCUUGCCUGCCCCAGAUUUUAUUGAUUACCCUGAGCAGCAGGAAUGCAACUGCAGGCCUAAAGAAUCCCCCUAUGUGUCUGGGAUGAAAGCUUGCCAUUAAGUGUCAAGAGAGCACGCAAUUCACUGGCUCUCCACUUCAGCAUUUAUCCCUUCUUAAGCUUCCAUUAGUGUUCCGUAUGUGAGAUACAAAGUAAAGUUCAUUGGAAGCACCCUAUGUAACUAGAGAGCAUAGAUUUAAUUUUUAUGCAUUAAAGCCUCUAUUUGGAUUCAUGUAUUGAGUUACUCAGAACAAAUUAUCUGAAUAUUCUGGGUUCAUGCCAUUGGGGAAGAAUUUUAGAGAAUAUCACUGUCAUUGGAAAAUUAAAAAUUCCCAGUGGUUUGGGAGUAUAAAUGAAACUGGAAGGAAUUAGCCUUUCUAGCAGUGGCUAGUCUGACCAGAUAGAAUUUGCACAGUGUCAAAUUAUCAUAUAUGUCACUUUUUAGUGAACUAACAAUCAAGGUGUUAUGAGAGUAUCAUACAGGUGUAUAUAUAAUAUAUAAAAUGACUGAAUUCAUUUAUGAACAAAAUGGCAUAGAUCAUUUUAUCUAUUACAUAUAUACAAUGAACCUUAAUUUGUUCAUUUAAGUAAGAAAUAUAUUGAAAAGGAAAAUAAAUUAUACUGACCAUUCUUAUCCCCCUAGAUGAAACAUCAGAGUAGACUGGUGUUUUUCUCUUCCCUUUUAGCCUCCCCUCCUCCUGUCACACAUAAAAAACACAUGCAAUCAAGACACAGGGAAGUGAGAAGAACUCUUGGUUAGAUUAAGAGAGAUCUGCAGACAAGAUUGCAUAAGAGAUGCUACUGCUACAUUGAAAAUUGAUUCUGGUAGAAGUGUGCUGUGUAGCAUAAUUUCAUUGAUAUUAUCUAAUAGAGGAGAUUUAUUUGAAUUAUUAAAAAUUGUCAUAGAAUAUUUCAAAGAAAUAUAGUUUUGUUACUCUCAAAUACAUAAUUACUAGACUUAAGCUGAAAAACAGAGUUGCAUAAUGGAGUUUCCUCAGAAUUCGCCUUACUUGAUCAGUAAGAAUAGUGUUACAGGUUCAACAACGAUAUGAAUACAAAUGUACAUGUAUUUUCAGAUGAAGCACUCCUGAAAUGCUAUUUUCCUCAAUAGGAUCAAUACUCAUUCUCGUGUGAUUUUGUUUACAUUAUUCACCCACUUAGCAUCCCUUUCAUGACAACAUAAAUUCCAUCCUACUUUUCAUCACACUAGUUAAAGGAAAUUGAGCUUCAUGGUCUGUGAUUUCACCAAUUAUUUUGCAGAGAUUGAAAAUGCAGGACAAUUAGAGCCUUCUCCCAAGAGCAAAGUUCAUUCCUUGGUAGUUGUAAAAUGACGACUACUACUAUGUAAUUGUAAAGUGAUAAUAGUAGGCAUUACCUGGAUUGUAUGUAGCCUUGAUGCAGUGUCAAGCCUGUCCCCCUCUUUCUACCCGCAUGGUGGAUUCUUACUUAUUAAUUUGUUCAAUGAAUUAUUAGAUGCCACACCACUGCUUCAAGAGUGCACAUAUUACUAAAAUAUAGUCCUUGCCGACAAAUGACUCACUUUUAUUCUCAAGAGACAACAUAUCUCUAUAAAUCCCACAAAGUAACACUUAUCGAUUGUUUGCUUACCUACCACGAAAAGUGAGAUCAGUGCCGAGCAAAAGAAAGGCUCAGAUUUAAAUGUCAAGUGGCAACGUCAGUUUCUUUGGCUUUCAAUAUAUUCUGUACCUUGCAGCUCAUCAGGGAAUGAGCAACUCAGUAAAGCUCAGAAGUGCUGGUAACAAGCAUGUGGUAUUAGAAAAGCUCCUAGCCUGGAGAUUGAGAUAGUCCUAGCUUAUUUGCCAUUUACCUAGCAGUGUGACCUCAGGAAAGCACUCCUCCAAGCCUGCUUUCGCUUCUGUAAAAUGAUUUUUAUUUUAUAAGGCUGGAGCAAAGGUUUUUAAAUGUAGUGUCUAUCAGUUGCCUAGCACAGCACCUGGCAUUCACUCUAUGUGCCACCAGCAUUCAUUUCUUCUCCAACACUAUUCAUUUAUUUUUUUGUGCCCUUUGAAGUUUCAGUUCUAGGAGCAAAGCUUUAUUCCCCAUUCUGCUUUGGACUGCACCCUGGGACUACCUUUCCUUGUCCCUUCUCUCAGUUAACUAGUGACCUCUCAAACUGGCUUUUGUGGCACUCCUCCAGCACACUGAACAUCCCCUCUCAGCAAUAAUCACAUUGUAUGGUAAUACUUUGCAGAAUGUCAUUUUCAGAAUGCCAUCUUCAGAAGGCCCUUUUUAGAACCACCCUUAGUGAUUUAUUCCUUGAAGCUAUUGAUUCUUGGCCCGUAAUCCUGAUAGGCCACCUUAAUUAGGCUACCUGGGGACAUAAAGAAACUUACAUUUGUGACAAGCUUCUCAGGUGAUUCUGAUUCACACAAAAGUUUAAUGUAUAAUAAAUCUCUUCCUGACUAGCGUGGGAAUACCUUGAGGGUAAGGACUGUGGCUUUCGUUGUUGUAUGUUUAAUACCCAGCACGGUGUCUAGAACAAAGUAGUUGCUUGGCUAAUGUUUGUUGAAAGAAUGUAUGAAUGAACAAAUGAGUAAUGAAAAUUGCUUUGUUUGACUGUGGUGUCCAUUAGUGGUAUUUGUUAUUUUUGGGCAAGAUGGUUACUGAUUUAGUCUGUAUCAAUAUUAGUUUGUAAAUGUACCAGGGCUCAUACAUACAAAGGAACACGGUUCCAAAUUGGCAGUUAUCAUGGAGAAUUGUCUUUGGACAAUUGGUACCAUUCUCCCAAUAACCUUUCAUGUUUUCAUGAUCUUUGUUGUUCUUUGAAGUUAGAUUUAAGUUUUCAUUAUAGGCAGAGCUAAGCCUACUAAAAUAGGCUACUGAAAUAUAAACUGGGAAAUUAAAUAGGGUUUGUGGUAAGCAAUGAAGCUUGACUCUGAAAUCCCAACUUCUGAGGCACGUAAUUGAAAUGCCUUCCAAGGAACAACAUGGUGGCAAAUCACUCAGAGGGCUAUGAUGGCUUCCCGAUAUUUACUUCAGUAAACUUAAGGACUUUCGUAAAAUACUGGCAAUGGCAGGGACCAGAGGCUACCUCUAGCUAAAGCCAGUUGCACAAACGGAACAUGACCUACAUUUAACAUCAUCAAGACAUGUGAUUCAAUAAAUGUGGUUGUUGUGGCUUUACUCAAUCUAACUAUUCAGAACUUUUUUCUCCUAGAAAACUAUUUUCUGUCUGCAAUUUAUGCUUGUUUCCACUUUUUAUAUUGUCUUGUUGAAGAAAGCACAAAAUAAAGCUAAGCUUGUUUUGAGAAUACGACAGACAUUUUAAUGCCACAUUGAUGUUCUUGCUACUUGUAAGAGUAACUGCAUCUGGCUGUGUUUUAUUAUGUAAUCCCAUUGUGUGUCUUUGGAUGCAGUGAAGUUCAUAUUGCAACAAAAAUCACUUAUAUAUGCUUUUCAGCUCAAGCAUUCUAGGUGAAUUUUUCUCAGCUUCCAUGGUUUACAUAUUUGCAUAUGACUACCUGGAUGGAUCGAUUUAUGGAUGGACUUUUAAAUAAGCUCAGAUGCUGAAACCCCCUCUUUCAAGGGAUGGAGAAUGUGAGGCAGGUAGACAUGAACCAUUCCCACAAUUAUUUGUAGCUCCUGAAGCCAAUUUCAGCCUGAGAGCCAUUGGGCUGUAUUUGGCUGUCCAUUACAAGUUGGCCAGAUUUAUUGCCAUCAGGUUAGGCAAAACUGCCUUUUAUGAUGUGGUCUGCCAGCUUCAGAAAUAUGCUGUGUUAUUGUUAUUGGCUAGAAUAUUUAUUAGACUAUUGUUGGACUAUUUUUUAUCAAAUGCUUUACCCCAGGCUUGUUUGUACUGGGAGCUCUGGACUAAAGUGUCUCUCCUAGUAACAAAAUAUGAGCAUCUGUGGAUUACACAGUCUCACCCCUCUCUAAAGAUCCCAACCCAUCAAAAAUGCUAUAUUAUGAAUUAAAUAAAUAUAUAUGUAUUCAUGA